GCAGCAGUGUCUAGUAACUCCAUCUGGACUUCUGCCGUCUCAACUCUGAGGUCUGAACUCGGCUGCUCGUGCCAGUGCCAGUGCCAGCAGCAGAGAGAAGCCAUGCUGGUGAGGAGCUCCUCCACGCCGAUCCUCGGCGCGCUGCACGCCUCCUCUGGCGGCGGCCACUCACCGGCCGUCCACUUCGCCGAGUCCUCCCCGACGGUCGCCUACCACCCGCCGGCCAUCUCCUGCAGCCUCUCCAGCGCCGGCGGCUCGGAUCACGAGCGCUCUCGUGGCACCGGCGGCCUACGCCGCGCCUGCUCCGACGGCAACCUCUCAUCCCUGGGCGGCCGCGCCGACGACCACCACCGAUCCAGGCCGGCCCCGCUCGAGACGAUCCAGUCCUUCGCGGCCCGCGACGGGUCGUGGGACGAGGAGGACGAAAACGACAACGACGACGACACGGAGCAAGAGAUGAGCUUCGGGAUGUUCGGCGCCGUCGCGGGCACCGGCAGCACUUUCACGCAGGAGCACCCGCUGUUCCUGGCCAGGGGCCUGGGGAUCGACCGGCUCGGCUCGGGCCUCCUCCUCACCGACGACGGCGGCAGCAACGACGGUAACGGCGGCGGCACCCACCCGGUGCCGUCCGGCGGCGGGGGGGACCCCUCCGGGAUCGAGGCGCACUACAAGCAGCUCAUCGAGGAGGACCCCUGCAACGGCCUCUUCCUCAGAAACUACGCGCGGUUCCUCUAUCAGGUGAAAGGAGAUCGCCGGAGGGCGGAGGAGUACUACUCCCGCGCCAUCCUCGCCGACCCCGGCGACGGCGAGCUGCUCUCCGAGUACGCCAAGCUCGUCUGGGAGGUGCACGGGGACGAGGACCGCGCCUCCGCCUACUUCGACCGGGCCGCCAGGGCCGACCCGCGCAACAGCCACGUCCUCGCCGCGCAGGCCGCCUUCCUGUGGGACACCGACGACGGCACUGGCCCUGAAGAGACGACCAUGAGCUACACCGGCUUCGCCGCUCACCAAUCUAUGGCUUCGGCGACGACCUGAUCACCUGAACCUUGCUGCUGCUGCUGCUGUCACACUGAACCUGACGUUGGUAGGCGGAGCUCGUCUUCUUCUUAUUUCAGUACUCCUAGACCCCCAAUAAUUGUAGCAA
Molecule: messenger RNA, 1144 nt
Organism: Lolium rigidum
Lineage: Eukaryota; Viridiplantae; Streptophyta; Magnoliopsida; Poales; Poaceae
Exons: 2
Coding region: 103-1035 (310 amino acids)
Molecular function (GO): protein binding
Source: RefSeq, a predicted model, not a curated record